AUGGUGCGAGUUGCUUUGCAAAUUUGUGCUACAUUAGAAAAUGUAGGAGAACUAAAAACUAAUCAUCCAGAUUAUGCAUUUUUCCUUAAGCUGACUUGCACAAACUGCGGAGAGACAACGGAUAAGUGGCAUGAUAUUACUGAAUCAGAGAAAACGCAACAACAAGAUUCCUCCCGGAAUCCAGAAGGUUUCAAUUUCUGUAUGAAAUGCAAGAUGUGCGGUCGAGAGAAUACUAUCGAUGUUGUAGAAAAAUCGAAUGAUGUUUACACGGAAAAAGAUGCCGGCAAAUUCAAGACUAUUGUAGUGUUUGAUUGUCGCGGCGCAGAACCAAUAGAAUUCUCACCACGUACUGGUUGGAUUGUGCAAUCAGCUGACAAUGGCCAAGCAUUCGAAGAUGUCGAUCUUUCCGAGGAUGAUUGGGUUGAAUACGAUCAAAAGAAUCAAACCCCUGUGGGUAUAUAUGAAUUUGGCGCAAAAUUUAUCAAACUAAAAAAAUGAAUGCAAAAUAUACCUUCAGAGGACGAUUAAUUUUAAUAUUCAAUGACAUUUUCUUUUCAAGCCCAGUCGUAAUAGCAUAGUACAUAAAGUUGGCUAAUUUUAAGACGUAACUAAUGGGAAAUUGAAUUGGAGCUUAUACAAAUCUCUUCUAGGAUUGUCUGAAAUACCAGUGAAUAAAAAAAUAGUUGUAAUCUUUGCUUGUGGGGAUCAAGACUUGUCUCUACGAAGAUCAAACCUUUUUUUUACUUCUUAUAUGGGUUGAAAAAUCUUAUUGAGAACUAUUUCAAUGAGGAUUUUUUUCGAGCCCUUUGCAUAUUAUUUUGAUCAUUUCUUUCAAUUUCAUAGAGUGGCAAACUCUAUUGUGCCUGGCUGUCUUACAUGUAGCUAACCUGGAUAUAUUUAUUAAAAUUAGGGCGAAAUAUGUUAAGAAAUGAUAUCAUAAAAGCAUAUCUUUUUAUGUAAAUUGUAUGCAAAAUUUCGACCAUUACUUCGAAAUGACUGAUACCGUAUCCUUCAGACUGUAAGAGGCACCUUUUUACAUAAAAAUAUGGACUCAAAUUUUGGGUACGCCUUAUGGUCCAUAGGUAACAUUAAAAUAUUUUUUCAAUAAAUUGUCUCUAAAUUUGAAGUUUGAAAGGAGUCACAAUUAUAGCUUAGAUGAAAGCAAUACGAACGAUGACAUUAACGAGAGGAGUGAUAGUCCCGAGAAAAAAGUUUACUGAAUAUUGCUAGUACGAGUAAUGUUAACAGUAAAUAAAAAGGAAAGUAAAAAAUAUUUUUCUAAGUGUGCGCCUUAUCGUUCGGUGCGCAUUAUAGACCGAAGGAGACGGUAAACUAGAAACACCCAAAAACUUUAAUAUUUUUAACGGAAAGUCACAAGCACAUAACAAUAUGAGGAAUAUAUCAGACACGCUCACGCUUUUCACAUUUAUUCCUAUUUCGGUGUUAUUGUUUAUUUUCGUCCUUCCGUUUUCUGUGUUCAGUUUUAACUUUCCUUAGACUACUUGAGAUAAACGAAUAAUAUCUGCUUCUUAGGUUUUCUCUAAUGACUUUUAUACAGUGUAGUAUUCCCAUUUAUUAUAUAUGGAAAGUGGUUCUGUCUGUCCGUCUAUAAUCUGCCUUUUUAUGUUCUCAGUGCAGGCUGCAAUUUUUCAGACAUUUUGAUGGAAUUUGAUAUACAGACGUACUUUGGCCCCUAUAUGAGCGCUAUUGAAAAUAGUUCGGCUGGCUUAACUUUUGCGACAACUCCCUAUAUAACGCCCAAUUCUGAAAAGUCGUUAAAAUUAAAAAAAAUUGCAGAGUAGCAGUAUUUCUACCUCUCUCUCUUUUCUACC
This is a messenger RNA of Glossina fuscipes, 1832 nucleotides long. Its product is annotated as UPF0587 protein CG4646. The coding region runs from base 1 to 498 and encodes 165 amino acids. The transcript has 2 exons. Lineage: Eukaryota; Metazoa; Arthropoda; Insecta; Diptera; Glossinidae. Gene Ontology annotation, molecular function: zinc ion binding. The record is from RefSeq and is a predicted model, not a curated record.